Messenger RNA from Otolemur garnettii (small-eared galago), 4331 nucleotides. It is a transcript of the gene CRB1, whose product is annotated as crumbs 1, cell polarity complex component. Lineage: Eukaryota; Metazoa; Chordata; Mammalia; Primates; Galagidae. Gene Ontology annotation, molecular function: calcium ion binding. Gene Ontology annotation, biological process: heterophilic cell-cell adhesion; establishment or maintenance of epithelial cell apical/basal polarity. Gene Ontology annotation, cellular component: plasma membrane; protein-containing complex. The record is from RefSeq and is a predicted model, not a curated record. The transcript is spliced from 11 exons. The coding region runs from base 136 to 4257 and encodes 1373 amino acids.
UGAAAGUGGGUUGGGACAGAGAUGGCACCUGGGGGUUCUGAGGCACUGGCUCCUUUCUGAGACUGACAAGGAUCAGAAGCCAGACUGGGACCAGACCACCAGCAAUGCAGCAAAGGAUGUUCUCUAAAUAAGACCAUGGCGCGUAAGAAAAUUAACUACCUUCUCAUCUACCUCAGUUUUUCAGUGCUCAUCUACAUAAAAAAUUCCUUUUGCAAUAAAAACUACACCAGGUGCCUCUCAAAUUCUUGCCAAAACAAUUCCUCGUGCAAGAGUUUUUCAAAAGAUAAUAACUGCCGUUGUUCAGACACAGCCAAUAAUUCUGACAACGACUGUGACGACGUGGAAGACCCUUGUCUCUCCAGUCCCUGUCAAGGGAUCGCCACCUGCGUAAACACAGGAGCAAGGAGCUUUUUGUGCAAAUGUCCUCUGGGGUAUAGUGGGAAAGCCUGUGAGACUACCGUGGGUCCCUGUGGCAUGAGUUUCUGCCAACAUGGUGGUAUUUGCCGUCAGGACCCCGUCCACCCUGUCUGCAUCUGCCCUGUGGGAUAUGCUGGAAGAUUCUGUGAAAUAGACCUGGAUGAGUGUGCGUCUGGCCCUUGCCACAAUGGGGCCUUGUGCCAGGAUGGAGUCAAUAGUUAUUCCUGCUUCUGUGUCCCCGGAUAUCAAGGCAGGCACUGUGACUUGGAGGUGGAUGAAUGUGUUUCAGAUCCCUGCAAGAACAAGGCUACGUGUCUCAACGAAAUAGGAAGAUACACUUGUAUCUGUCCGCAGGAUUAUUCCGGUGUAAACUGUGAAUUGGAAAUUGAUGAAUGUUGGUCCCAGCCUUGCUUAAAUGGUGCGACUUGUCGGGACGCUUUGGGGUCUUAUUUCUGUGACUGUGCCCCUGGAUUCCUAGGGGAUCACUGUGAACUUGACAUUGAUGAGUGUGCCAGUCAGCCAUGUCUCCAUGGAGGACUGUGUGUGGACGGAGGAAACAGAUAUAGCUGUAACUGCACGGGUAGUGGAUUCACAGGGACACACUGUGAGACCUUGAUGCCUCUUUGUUGGUCAAAACCUUGUCACAAUAAUGCUACCUGUGAGGACAGUGUUGACAAUUACACUUGUCACUGCUGGCCCGGAUACACAGGUGCCCAGUGUGAGACCGACAUCAAUGAAUGCAACAGUAACCCCUGCCAGUCUGCUGGAGAAUGUGUGGAGCUGUCCUCAGAGAAACACUAUGGGCAGGUUGUUGGACUGCCCUCUUCAUUCAGCUACCCUGAAGCCUCAGGUUAUGUGUGUGUCUGUCAGCCUGGAUUCGCAGGAAUACACUGUGAAGAAGACAUCAAUGAAUGUUCUUUGAACCCUUGCCAAAAUGGUGGUACUUGUGAGAACUUGCCUGGGAAUUAUACUUGUCAUUGCCCAUUUGACAACCUGUCGAGAACAUUUUAUGGAGGAAGGAACUGUUCUGAUGUCCUCCUGGGCUGUACUCAUCACCAAUGUCUAAAUAAUGGAGUGUGCAUCCCUCAUUUCCACGAUGGCCAGCAUGGAUUCAGCUGCCUCUGUCCCCCUGGCUAUACCGGAUCCUUGUGUGAAACUAUCACUACACUGUCAUUGAGAGGCAAUGGCUUCCUGUGGGUUCCAAGUGGCUCAGUGACAACCAAGGCCUCAAUUUGUAACAUAGCCCUCAGUUUUCAAACUGUUCAACCAACGGCACUUCUACUUUUCAGAGGUGACAAGAACACCUUUGUGAAGCUGGAGCUGCUAAGUGGCUACGUUCACUUAUCAGUUCAGGUCAAUGAUCAGCCACAGGUGCUUUUGUACAUCUCCCACAAUACCAGUGACGGAGAGUGGCAUUCAGUGGAGGUGACGUUUGCAGAGGCUGUGACCCUCACCUUAACCGACGGCUCCUGUGAGGACAAAUGCAUCGCUAAAUCUCCUCCAUUCGAAAGCAAUCGGUCAACAUGUGCUUUUCAGAACUCCUUUUUGGGUGGUUUACCAGUGGGGACGACCAGCAAUGGUGUUGCUCUGCUUAACACCUAUAAUAUACCAUCAUCCGCCUCGUUUGUGGGCUGUCUCCAAGACGUUAAAAUUGAUGGGAAUCCCAUUACCCUGGACAAUGUUUCAUCCGGCUCGUCAUUAAACGUCAAGACAGGCUGUGUGAGAAAGGAUUGGUGUGAAAGCCAACCUUGCCAGAGCAGAGGACGCUGCGUCAACUUGUGGCUGAGUUACCGGUGCGACUGCUACAGGCCUUAUGCAGGCCCCACUUGUCUGAGAGAAUAUGUAGCUGGCAGAUUUGGCCUGAAUGACUCUACUGGAUACGCUGUCUUCAGUCUUGAUGAAAACUAUGGGGAGAACUUCAGCCUCUCCAUGUUCGUCCGAACACAUCAGUCGUCAGGCUUACUUCUAGCUUUGGAAAACAGCACUCAUCAAUUCAUCCGUGUGUGGAUAGAGCAUGGCAGGCUGGCAAUGCUGACUCCAAACUCCCCCAAAUUAGUAGUGGAGUUUGUUAUUAGCGAUGGAAAUUUCCACUUGAUAUCCUUGAAGAUCAAGCCGAGUAAAAUUGAACUAUAUCAAUCUUCACAAAACCUAGGAUUUAUUUCUGCUCCUACAUGGAACAUUCAAAGAGGAGAUGUGAUCUAUAUUGGCGGGCUACCUGACAAGCGCGAGACUGAACUUCAUGGUGGGUUUUUCAAAGGCUGUGUCCAAGACAUAAGGCUAAACAAUCAAAAUCUGGAAUUCUUCCCAGAUUCAACAAAUAAUGAAUCUAUCAAUUCAAUUCUUUUUAAUGUGACCCAAGGCUGUCCUGGAGACAACAUAUGCAAGUCCAACCCCUGUCACAAUGGAGGUGUCUGCUAUUCCCUGUGGGAUGACUUCUCAUGUUCCUGCCCUGCAAACACAGCUGGGAGAGCCUGUGAGGAGGUGCAGUGGUGUGGACUCAGCUUGUGUCCUCCUGGAGCCCAGUGCACGCUGGUGCCUCAAGGGUUUGACUGUAUUGCAAACACUGUCUUUAACGGACAAAGCGGUGAAAUAUUAUUUAGAAGCAAUGGGAAUAUUACCAGAGAACUCACCAAUAUCACACUUGGCUUCAGAACAAGGGAGGCAAAUAUGAUGAUACUGCAUGCAGAAAAAGAGCCAGAAUUUGUCACUAUUAGCAUUCAAGACUCCAGAUUAUUCUUUCAACUACAAAGUGGCAACAGCUUUUAUAUUCUGAGUCUGACAAGUUUGCAGCCAGUGAGUGAUGGCGUGUGGCAUGAAGUGACUUUCUCCAUGACAGACCCACUGGCCCAGUCCUCCAGGUGGCAAAUGGAAGUGGACAACCGAACACCUCUUGUGACCAGUACAACUGCUACUGGAAGCCUCGACUUUUUGAAGGAUAAGACAGACAUCCAUGUGGGUGGCAGAGCUACUGACAAUAUAAAGGGCCUUCGAGGGUGUCUAAGUACAAUAGAAAUCGGAGGCAUUUACCUCUCUUACCUUGAAACUGUUGGUGGUUUCACUAAUAAACCUCAGAAAGAGCAAUUUCUCAAAAUCUCUGCACAUUCAGUGGUUACUGGGUGUUUGCAGUCGAAUGCCUGCAACUCCAACCCCUGUUUGCACGGAGGAAAUUGUGAAGACAUCUACAUUUCUUAUCAGUGCUCUUGUCCCUUGGGAUGGUCAGGGACACACUGCGAAGUCAACAUUGAUGAAUGCUUUUCAAACCCUUGUAUCCAUGGCAACUGCUCUGACAGAGUUGCAGCCUACCACUGCGGAUGUGAGCCUGGAUACACUGGUGUGAACUGUGACGUGGAGAUAGACAAUUGCCGGAGUCACCAGUGUGCAAACGGGGCCACCUGCGUUAGUGGCAUUGAUGGCUACUCUUGCCUCUGUUUUGGAAAUUUUACAGGGAAAUUUUGCAGGCAGAGCAGAUUACCCUCGACAGUGUGUGGGAACGAGAGGACAAAUCUCACUUGCUACAAUGGUGGCAACUGCACAGAGGUCCAGGCUGAGCUGAGAUGCGUGUGCCAGCCAGGUUUUACUGGAGAACGGUGUGAAAAGGACAUUGACGAGUGUGCCUCUGACCCGUGCUUCAACGGGGGCCUGUGCCAGAACUUCCCCAACGGGUUCCGGUGCCUCUGUGAUGUGGCCUUCGCUGGCGAGCGCUGCGAGCUGGACGUAAGCGGCCUCUCCUUCUAUGUCUCGCUCUUACUCUGGCAGAAUUUCUUUCAGCUCCUUUCUUACCUCAUUCUGCGCAUGAAUGACGAGCCGGUUGUUGAGUGGGGUGAGCAGGAAGGCUAUUGACAUAGAUUCGAACACUCCCCAGUGAAAAAGCCAUCCAAUUUCAAGGUAUGCCUCGAAUCAUUUUUGACCUCUGG